Messenger RNA from Didymodactylos carnosus, 1967 nucleotides. The record is from the annotation of a GenBank genome assembly. Lineage: Eukaryota; Metazoa; Rotifera; Eurotatoria; Philodinida; Philodinidae.
UAUUUCUGUCUUAUCGACAAAUAUUAAAGGAUCAGUCACCAGACUGAAUCUGUUCAAAGAUCCAGAAAAAGAAACUGCUCAUGAUGUGAGGAAUCAACUAAUUUCUACUCGUGUCUUCAUUUGCGCGCUGAUUAUUUUAUUGGUAAUACUCAUCUUCUACACAUUAUUAGCAUCUGUAACACGCAUCACCACGAUCCAACAACCAACACUUGAUGAUUAUGCUUUACUACAAAUCAAAUAUUCGCAAACGUUAGCAUGUCCAUGUACUAAGCUGGCAAUUGAAUAUCAAAGUUUCAUUUCGUUCAAUCCAACAUUUCAUCAAAUAUGUCAAUCAGAUUUUAUAACACCAAACUGGAUACAGUAUCUAGGACACUCGUUAGUAAGCCAAAUUGCUAACAACGAUAUUCGUAGUGUUGGUGCACCAUUCUUUCGAACACUGUCUUCAUUCUGCGAUUUAUCGCUGGAAAGUAUUGAAAAUGAAUUAUCAGUAUUUAAUUCAACAAAAUAUGUCACCAAAAAUGUAUAUCAACAAGAUUUAUUUCAAUCACAAACUAAACAAAUAGUUGCUCUCUUCAUACAAAGAACAAUUAAUUCAUUUCUACAAACACUAUCCGUUGUUAGAGGAGCAAGCACUAGUAAUCAGUUAUUUUCUGGCCUGUUAACAAAUUGGAGACGGGCAACUACAGGCAAUAUCAUACUUAUUCCACAGUUUUAUUAUAAUGACACAGCAAAUUCUAGCAUUUAUUGUUCGUGUAAAAUAGAUCCUACGACCUGCGGUCAAUUAGCAGGUGUCUAUGACAUUUCAGAGUUGAUAAGUCCGACAAACCUUUUAAUCAACAUACCAAAUUUUCGCGUCGGUUGUUAUAUGGUUGAAGCAAUAUUUUCUUCAACAUUUGAAUGUUUUUACAAUCAAACAUGCUUCAAUUCAUGGAAUAAUUUAAUUUAUCCAGAGUCAUCUAACCCUUUUAAAGCUUCGCCGAUGAUUUGGUCUCAAAAUACAAGUCGGUAUCUACCGACCACAAAAGUACAAACAAUUAUUGAACAACUAAUGAUUGAACAGUGGAAUGAUGAAACGUCAUUUGAAUCCUAUUUCAAUGAAUGUAACCCUGAUAAAUGCGUUUACACAUACAAUAAACAAGCAGAUGUCAUAUAUACGAUAACAACAAUUAUUGGACUCAUCGGUGGUAUCACAACUGUUCUAAAAAUUCUGAUCUCACCAUUGGUUGCAUUCAUUAGACGUAAGAAGCGCCCUGUUAACCUUACACCAACAGAAACAGACGUAGAUAUACAAACAAUUAUUGAACAACUAAUGAUUGAACAGUGGAAUGAUGAAACGUCAUUUGAAUCCUAUUUCAAUGAAUGUAACCCUGAUAAAUGCGUUUACACAUACAAUAAACAAGCAGAUGUCAUAUAUACGAUAACAACAAUUAUUGGACUCAUCGGUGGUAUCACAACUGUUCUAAAAAUUCUGAUCUCACCAUUGGUUGCAUUCAUUAGACGUAAGAAGCGCCCUGUUAACCUUACACCAACAGAAACAGACGUAGAUAGUAAGUCCAGCAUCUUCUAUUAGAAAUUUAAAGUCACUAAGGAAUUUAGAAAGCAAUUUUCGACCUGAAUGCACAAAAAGUGCGCGUUGUAAUAAAGGACGGGAAACGGUUUCUGCUAGAAAAUCGCCCAAUAUGAUUUUGAGUGAAAAUGAUCGGAAAUGCUUCCCUUUUCACUUCCCAUUUUCAAAAAAAAUCCUUCUGAUGUCUUUGAAAAAAAAAUUACUUUACAUUUUUCGCCACCCGUUCAACAAAAGCUAUUUACCUUUUUCCGCAAAUUUCUCGAUAAAUCGAGUCUGUUAGCAGCAUAUUUCCAUAGGUCAUAUUAUUUGAAAGACGUAGUGUGCUCGUUAGGGAACGUGCUGUAUUCUGUAUAAAUUCUGUGAUGAAUUUAUUGGUUUGCAGUUGAAAUUGCUCAUUUGG